CCCUGCCGCUGCCGCCACCCCCAGUCGCAGCUCAGCUGGUCCCAGAGGCAUCAUGGCGCAGCUCCUCUCAACCUCAUCCCAGCUCUGUCGCCAGCUCCUCAGCCGCUCCUUUAUGGGGAGAGCUGUUGGGGUCAGGACUAUAGCAACCACUGCCAGGUGUGAUGAACUGUCAUCAGAGAAUCAGGAGGAUGCUGUCCAAUACCGACCUUCAACUGCGCAGGCACCAAGGAUGACGGAUAUUGGUAUCCGAUCCAUUUUUAAUGAAGACCAUGAUAUCUUAAGGGCAUCGGCAAGAAAAUUUUUCAACGAAGAGGUUUUACCGUACCAUGCACAAUGGGAGAAGGAUGGGCAGAUCUCUCGUGAAUGUUGGCUCAAAGCGGGCGAGCAAGGUUUUUUGGGGACAGACACAUCUGCGGAAAUGGGUGGCAUUGGUGGUGACUUCAAAGAUGCUUCAAUUAUUAUGGAAGAACAAAUGUAUGUGAACUGCUCUGGACCUGGAUUUUCUCUGCAUUCUCAUAUUACUAUGCCUUACAUUACAAAAUAUGGCUCCCAAGAACAAAUUGACAAGUACAUCCCUGAAAUGGUUGCAGGACGCAAGAUUGGAGCAAUCGCAAUGACAGAGCCCGGGGCUGGCAGUGAUCUGCAGGGUGUGACCACAAAUGCUCGAAGAGAUGGCGAUGACUGGAUCCUCAAUGGCUCCAAGACCUUCAUUACCAACGGGUACUUGUCUGACGUAGUUAUUGUUGUAGCUGUCACUGAUCCCAAUGCUAAAACGAAAGCUCAUGGCACAUCUUUGUUCUUGGUCGAUGAAGGAACACCAGGCUUUAGAAAAGGUCGCAAGUUGGAGAAGAUGGGACUGAAAGCACAGGACACUGCCGAGCUGUUUUUCGAGGAUGUCCGCUUACCGGCCUCUGCCUUGUUAGGGAAAGAAAAUAAUGGAUUUUAUUACCUUAUGAAUGAGUUGCCACAGGAACGCCUCCUAAUUGGCAUUAUGUCGUGUGCCAGUUGUGAGUGGCAGUUGGAAGAGACUCGAGCAUAUCUAAUGACUAGGAAGGCAUUUGGCAAGACAUUGUCAAAUCUCAAGACAAUUCAGCAUAAACUGGCAGAAAUGAAGACGGAAAUAUGUGUUGCACGUGCCUUCACAGACCAGUGUAUUGACUUGCAUAAUGUUGGCAAGCUGGAUGGUAGCAUGGCUUCCAUGUGUAAAUAUUGGAUGUCUGACAUGCAGAACCGUGUGUCCUAUGAGUGUGUGCAGCUCCAUGGUGGCUGGGGAUACAUGUGGGAAUAUCCAAUCUGCAAGGCCUAUGUUGAUGCAAGAGUCCAGACCAUCUAUGGCGGUUCCAAUGAGAUAAUGAAGGAACUUAUUGCCCGUCAGAUUGUUGGUGACAAAAGGCUUUGAGUUGUCACAGGGGAAUAGUGAUACAUCCAUCUAUGCAAUGACAUCAGCAGUUUAUCUGGGUCGUACAAAAUUUGACAGGGUAUUUUGAAUUAAAACGAAUGGCAUAAAAGUUUGUGUCUUCGCCUUAAUCAAGGUUAUACCUAAUCCUGGGAGUUAAUGUAGCAAAAUGUUCAUUUUUAUAAAAACAAUUUCAUCUCUAAUGGGUUAAAUAUAUUUUUCUUAGAUUCAACAUGAUGGGAGACGGUUAAGUUGUACUGAAAUGAAAACCGAGCCAAGAAUUGCCUCAAUUUCUCUAAAAUAACUAAGAUCUUAAACAUCCAUGUGGUUUUCAGGAUUAUGGUCCAUAAUAUAUUGUAGAAGUUCUGUGCAUUUAAUUUUGCAUUUGUGUUGCAGUGUCUAAAAAAUGUGAUGUCCUCACUCUCAUCUGCCCCGCUUUCCUUCCAUUACCUAACAUUUAAAGAUUUUACACACCACACUUUUGAUAGCCAUGCAAAGCAGUUACCAUGUGUAAUAUAUUUUUUGUAAGGUAAUCAUUCACUUUGCAACUUAACCAAAAAUAUAGCUGUCAUGCUUGUCACUGUACAUACCGUGUGAUUUAAGCAGUUCUCUCUUUAAAAAAAAUCUUGAUGAAUAUCGGUUUGGACAUUUAAAUAGAACAACUUUCUAACCAUUCUUCUUUGCGUUCUCGUGAGUGACAUUCGGUUUCGUUUGUUCUAACUAUAUCAUGCUGCCUCAUACAAGGAUCUAAUUUAAAUUGCAUGUCCGAUGUUGGAUGUGUCAUUGUAGACUUAUAGUAAAUAGUGAUAAAUUAACAAUGCAAUUAGUUUUUAUAAAACACGUUUCCUUCCUCAUACUGGUUACUUGUAAAUGGAAGCAUACACGUCAGUAUUCAGAUAAUGGAUUUGUAGAAAUACUAUACAAAUAUGGCUUGCAACUAUUCAUUUAUUAUCAUUUAACUUGAAGAUUGGUGUUAAUGCAGGUGGUUUGACCUCGAGUACAGUAUCUGUAAUUUUUCUUUACCUUUUUUAUGUAAGUGCCUUCUUUUGAUAAUUACUUACCUUUUAUGUAAGUUAUAGUAUUUUGUUGCUAAAUUGUGUAAUGGAAUACGUUUACUUCCAGAAACAUUAUUAAUGAUCGGUGAUGGUAUACUAAAUAUUUUUUUUACGUGAAGUAAAUAUUCAGGGAGUAAUAGUAUUGGUUCCUGAUUGGCAAUUCUUGAAUAAAAAAACUAUUAAUUGGUCAUUUAAAAGCACUGAUUUCAUUCACAUGUUAAGUAGUACAUGAUUAUUAAAAUUUACAUAAAAGCUAAAAUAUAUUUUAUAGUUUUCAAAUAUAUGCAUUUUUCUUUUUACAUAUUUGAAAAUUGGUACUAUGUUUAUGAAAGUAUAAAUUAAAUUGGAGGUAAAUAUUUAAAUGCAGUAUGGUACAAAUAUUUAAACCAUUCAGUGCCUAUAUUUAAUGUAAUCUUAUUUAUCCUAGUCGUAACCAUUUUAACUUGGAGAGUAGACACUUUGUCUUGAUAUGUUAAAUAUAUAUAGACACAGGCAAAUGUAUAUGUUAAAAACUCCCCUUGUGUGCUGCAAUCAUUGCCCUCUUGUGUUAAGAUUGCUUAUAAACUUCUUAGGGAAAUGUACAUCUGCUGCUAUUGAGAAUACAAUGCUGCACGUGUUCAGUAGGCCUAUUUGAUUUUUUUUUAUACAGUAUAUUUUUAUGAUGUAAAUAGAAUUUUCAAAUUGUUUAAAUACCUAUGACUGAAGCACUGGAAGUUGCAUGCAAGAUACAUAAAGCAUAUAUUGUUUAACGUGUAUUUCAGUGAAAUAUUACUGAACUACAAACUAUGGCAUCAAGGCAGUGUUCUAGGAGGAGGCCGAGAUAAAUGGUCUCGGCUACAACACUUGUCCUUUACCUCGGCUAUGAAGGAGCAACAUUAAAUAUGAAAUGUAACGAAGUUUGUUAUAUUGAACUAAUUUGAAUCUAUUUUUGAUACUCCUGAUGCUUUUAUAUAUUUGAAGUGCAUAAUUUUAUUUAGGGUAAUAUUCAAGUGCUUUAUAUUUAAUUUUUUUUUUUUUUAAUUUGUAAUACAGUAAUCCCAUAUUUGUGCUUACUUGAUAAUUUGAUUUUAUCAUUUUUAGUUAACUACAUUAUUUAAUUGUUAUUUAUACAUUAUAAAUAACAUGUAUAAAUUAAAGACAUUAAAUUGUCUCGACUUGUGCAAGAAGAAACAAUCGGGAUUUAUUUUCUAGAAUAUUUAAUGUGUUGCAAUUCGGGUUCAAUAAAUUGCAAUAUGUUCUAAUAUCAUUUUUACCAUAUUUAUUGCAGCCAUAAUUACUAGUACGUGUGAAAGAUGUGUGUGUAAAAUACUUCUUAAAGACGUGUGUAUAAUUUCAAGUACUGUAUUGUACCUCUACAUAAGAAGAUUUGAAUGACAUACCAACAAUGCAUUAUUGUAAGGAUCGCAAAUUUAUAACUAGUUCAAUUCUGUUCAUUUAAUCAUUUUGUGUGAUUUUGAAAUAAAUAGCAAUAGGCACA
Molecule: messenger RNA, 3928 nt
Organism: Procambarus clarkii (red swamp crayfish)
Lineage: Eukaryota; Metazoa; Arthropoda; Malacostraca; Decapoda; Cambaridae
Product: long-chain specific acyl-CoA dehydrogenase, mitochondrial
Molecular function (GO): flavin adenine dinucleotide binding; acyl-CoA dehydrogenase activity
Source: RefSeq, a predicted model, not a curated record